Molecule: messenger RNA, 1919 nt
Organism: Polychytrium aggregatum
Lineage: Eukaryota; Fungi; Chytridiomycota; Chytridiomycetes; Polychytriales
Exons: 1
Coding region: 240-1670 (476 amino acids)
Molecular function (GO): protein binding
Source: RefSeq, a predicted model, not a curated record
CGCUGACGCAGCGAGUCGCCCACGAGUGGGUCGUUGGCAAGGACGAGCUCAUCAACGACCGGAUCGAAGAUGCCACUGGCGAAGCGUUACUGGACCUGACACAGUCAGAAAACCAGAGUGCAUUCGCUCUUUCCGCGCACCUCGAGCAGUACGCUGAGCGGACAGUCCCAGAAGUUUAUACCAAAAAACUGCAAUCCAAAAUUGAUUUCAGGAGGGCAACCGGAGAGGAACGUAAGGGUAUGUUUGCAAAGUCAAUGGAGUCCUAUCAAGCCUCUUUAUCCAAAUCCAUCGCCCUCCAUGGAACCCGGGAUCACAAAGACAUUGCUACAAUCCUUAGCCGUAUCGGGGCUGUCGCUCAAAACCUGGGAAGACUUGAUGAUGCAUUGACCUAUUUGAACGACUCUCUCGAGAUCUACAUCAAGCUUUAUAGCACCCGACGGCAUAUAUCAGUCGCGUUUGUUCUCAAUUGCCUUGGCGAAGUAACAAGGCAGCAAGGCCAACAUCAACUUGCCUUAUCGUAUUUCCAAGAGUCUCUGGAUAUUUCGACUGAGGCUCAUAGCUCGAGGCUAAACAUUGAUGUCGCUAGAGUCCUAAAUAACAUGGGUUCGCUGGCUCACGAUCAAGGGCAGUUGGAUGCUGCCUUUGCCUAUCUGAGCGAAUCUCUUGACAUCAAGACCCAGGUGUACGGAACCCACGAGCAUCCCUCUGUCACCAAGUCUCUCACAAAUCUGGGAAAUGUUCUUCUCUCCAAAGGCGAUCCAGCACAAGCCCUCAAGUGUUAUGCUGAGGAUCUUGAAAUGACGACCAAACUCUAUGGAACACGUCUGCACCCAGACAUAGCACAAAUCUUGAACAAUAUGGGUGCUGCUGCCAGCGAGCUAAGCUGCUUCGACGCGGCCCAAAGAUACUACCAGGAAGCUCUCGACAUCAAAAUCAAGAUAUAUGGAACGCGCAAUCACGCUGACGUUGCCUCAACCCUCAAUAACAUGGGUGUUUUGGCGGCCGAAACCAAUAAUCUUGAAGAAGCUCUUCGCUACUUUCAAGAGGAUUUGGAAAUCACGACGGCACUCCAUGGAUCCAGAAUCCACGCAGACACGGCAGCGUCGCUCAACAAUUUAGGUGCUCUUGCCAGAGAUAUUGGCCACCUUGAUCAGUCGCUGCGAUAUUUUCGUGAGUCCUUGGAUGUAUCAAUAGCUAUUCAUGGAACGCGCAUUCAUCCGGACAUUGCACAAACCCUGUCCAACAUGGGUGCAGUGGCAUAUGAUCAGAGGGAUUUAUGUCAGGCCCAUACUCUGCUUUGCGAAGCCCUGGAAGCAUUCAACCAAAUCCACAAUGGUCAACCCCACAGAGAAAUCAUCGUCGUUCUGAACUGCCUCGGUCUUGUCGCGAGUGCUCAAGGGAAUCACGAAGAAUCGUCUCAAUACUAUGAACAGCUGGUGCAUAUGCGUAUUGAGAUCUUUAACAGCCGAAAGCAUCCGCAGGUUGCUUUAGCUUUGGGGUAUCUUGGUGCUGCGGAGGAGGCCGCUGGACACCUCGAAUCAGCACUUCGGCAUUACCGCGAAUCUCUCGAGAUUCUUCGUGAUGGACUUGCAAAUCCUGAACAUCCCCUUGUUCGCGCGGCCGUCGAUGCAGUUACUCGCACCGAGGAAAAGCUCACACAACAAUCGUGAAUGUCCAAUGUUGCCGACUCGGGGACCCUCGAUAAAGAUGCAGAAUCAGGAUCAGGUACCGAUAGGACAGCGCAGGCGACUUCGAGACAGGGUCGUCGAAUGUGCUGCAUGAUGAACUUGUAAUGAAGCCCACCUUGGGCAGCUACAUGUUCAACUCAUGUGGGGUGUUUGUUACUAUUGUCAACUUUAUUCAGGAAGACAAGCCAUCAGGUCCAACAGGUUGGUACCCCGGCACGUUGAGUACACAGG